AUGCAGUUAACCCUCACCAGCAUUGUGAAGACGGCCGUCACAGGAGGGUAUCUGGAUAAGAAAUCUCAGGCAAAGCUCGCGAACAAUGCAGAUCACACGUAUAUCAAAGGAGAUGCUGAGCAUCGGGGACCGUGUCCUGGGCUGAAUGCGUUGGCAAACCAAGGCUGGCUACCACGAGAUGGGAGAAACCUCACCAUUCCGCAAGUCCAACACGCGCUGGAGACUGCCCUCCACAUGGACUGGUUAGCCGCAGCCUCGCUCUGUAGCAGUCUCCCUCCUCUCCUCCGCAACGAUGGCACCUUCGACCUGGUAGACACACGCCGGCACAACGUCAUCGAGCACGACUCGUCGUUCACCCGCCUCGAUUUCCACCAAGGGGACAAUUAUACCUUUCAGCCGGAUAUGCUGCAAGCCAUGCUCGACGACGCAGAGGGCGGGCCCAUCACCCACCGAUCGCUGGCCAAGACCUUCAUUCGGCGAGACAAAGAGAGUCGCGCGGCAGGAGCCCCGAAAUUGCCUCUGAACUUGUGGUUUGUCCGGGUCUUGCAGGCUGUCGGCGCUGUAAACACUGCGCAAACCGGUGGCAUUCUGACCAGGGAAGUGGCGCAUGCCAUCUUCGCCGAGGAGAGGUUUCCGGAAGUUGUGCUGGAGAACCCAAAGAAAAGAACUGUCUUCACCUUGCUGGGGAACGCGCUCGCGAUGAUGCGCUAUGUCAUCUUUGGGCCGUAG
Molecule: messenger RNA, 729 nt
Organism: Cladophialophora carrionii CBS 160.54
Lineage: Eukaryota; Fungi; Ascomycota; Eurotiomycetes; Chaetothyriales; Herpotrichiellaceae
Exons: 2
Coding region: 1-729 (242 amino acids)
Molecular function (GO): peroxidase activity
Source: RefSeq, a predicted model, not a curated record